Megalops cyprinoides (Indo-Pacific tarpon) is the source of this 1883-nucleotide messenger RNA. RefSeq names its product short-chain dehydrogenase/reductase 3-like. Gene Ontology annotation, cellular component: lipid droplet. The record is from RefSeq and is a predicted model, not a curated record. Gene Ontology annotation, molecular function: oxidoreductase activity, acting on the CH-OH group of donors, NAD or NADP as acceptor. Lineage: Eukaryota; Metazoa; Chordata; Actinopteri; Elopiformes; Megalopidae. The coding region runs from base 612 to 1520 and encodes 302 amino acids. The transcript has 6 exons.
ACUGAGGGAAUGGAAAUAGACUACCGAGCAGAGUACUGGUGAGAUGCGAUAAUGCCCUUCGUAUAAACACCCUAAAAGCCCGCACUGGUUCUGACACCCUAUCGCGCUUCAUCUGAGCCCGUUUUCAUCUGAACCUGCGUUUCUUUUGCGUGGAUAUUCCAUUUUAGGUCAAGCAUUACCAAUAGACUUGAUUUUUUCUGCGUUUAAGCGAGAGAACGCACGCCAAGCAAGAAAAGGACGAGCGACAUUCGUGCGUUUCCAGAACUGUGAGGGGCAUAUUAACUUGCCUGAAUUUGACACGGGGCAAAGUUUAUGUCACCGGCUCGGGUUUUAGACAAGUUGGAGCGAAGCACAAUCUCGUCCACUGAGAUUACCAUCACCCUAAAAUACGCCUUUUAAAUGAGACUUUUAGUUUGGAGAUGAAGUCCUAAUUUGCAGUUGAAGGAAAAGCAGAGACGAAAGUGACUCGACUCGUGCCCACAAGAGAAACGCAAGGGAAGUGCGACUUUACCAAGGAGAAACUGGCAAAUAUUUAUUUUGGAGAGGUUAAACUGAAUUAGAGGAUUACCUAAUUUGCUAUUUUUAGACUAAAAAUAUUUUUACCAGAAGAAAUGGAUCUAAAGUAUUUCGGCUCCGCGGUACUUUUCCCAAUACAGAUGUUUUAUUACAUACUUAAAGCAAGCGUGUGCAUGUUGCUACCGAGCAGACGGAAAGAUCUGAGCGGCGAGGUCGUGCUGAUCACCGGCGGAGGAAGGGGCAUCGGUCGUCACCUGGCAAAGGAGUUUGCUAAGCAAGGAGCAAAAAAGGUGAUUCUGUGGGGCCGCACGGAGAAGUGUCUGAAACAGACCUGCGAGGAGAUCUCUCUCACGGGGACAGAGUGCCACUACUUCAUCUGUGACGUGGGCAACCGCGAGGAGGUGUACCAACAGGCCAAAGUGGUCAGAGAGAAGGUGGGGGAUGUCACUAUCCUGGUGAACAAUGCUGCCGUGGUUCAUGGGAAAAGCCUGAUGGACAGUGAUGAUGAUGCCCUACUGAAAUCACAGCACAUCAACACGCUAGGACAAUUCUGGACCACAAAAGCCUUCCUGCCGCGCAUGCUGGAGCUGCAGAACGGACACGUGGUCUGCAUCAACUCCAUCCUGUCCCUCUCCUCCAUCCCCGGCGCCAUCGACUACUGCACCUCCAAAGCCUCCUCCCUGGCCUUCAUGGAGAGCCUGACGCUGGGGCUGCUGGACUGCCCCGGGGUGGGCUGCACCACUGUGUUGCCCUUCCACACCAACACCGAGAUGUUCCAGGGCAUGCGAGUCCGGUUUCCCCAGCUCUUUCCACCCCUGGACCCUGAGAUGGUGGCCCAGCGGACUGUUGACGCGGUCCGAAGCAACACAGCAUUUGUCUACCUGCCCUGGACCAUGCAUGCCCUCGUCAUCCUCAAGAGUUUUUUGCCACAGUUUGCACUGGAGGAAAUCCACAGGUUCUCAGGAACCUACACGUGCAUGAACACUUUCAAGGGGCGGACAUAGGUGGAGUGACGGGGGGUUUGAAAGCAGGGAAUGUUAAAGACAGUAACACUCGAGAAACUUUAACUUACUGGACAACGCAAAGCUGGGCACCCUGGAAUGCCACUCAAGUUCGAGCUUCAGGAAGGAGACAGUGGGGAAAUCCCACGUUGCACCAUGGCAGUGCAUCUCCCGGACACGUCGUUCUGAUUUGCCGUGAUCCAAUGACAAUGACUUGAGCAUUAUGUAGUUGCUGUUGUAAGGAACUUCGAUCCAUAGACAUUUACCUCCCCCACUGCCUCUCUCUUCUGUCGAAGGGUCUCGAACAGUAACCUACUGGCAGGUGGUGGAGGGAUUGGAACUGACCAUCCAUAUGCCAACCUAGAA